CGUGUCCUCCCCGCGAUGCUUCCCCUGCUGCGCUGCGUGCCCCGCGCCCUGGGCGCCGCUGCCACGGGCCUCCGCGCCGCCGUCCCCGCCUCGCCGCUCCGGCAGCUGCUGCAGCCCGCGCCCCGGCCGUGCCUCCGGCCCUUCGGGCUGCUCAGCGUACGAGCGGGCUCCGCGCGGCGCUCCGGCCUCCUGCAGCCCCCGGCGCCCUGCUCGUGCGGCUGUGGAGCUCUGCACACCGAGGGAGACAAAGCCUUUGUUGAAUUCUUGACGGAUGAAAUUAAGGAAGAGAAGAAAAUCCAGAAGCAUAAGUCCCUUCCCAAGAUGUCUGGAGAUUGGGAGCUGGAAGUGAACGGGACGGAGGCUAAAUUAUUGCGCAAAGUUGCUGGAGAAAAGAUCACUGUCACUUUCAACAUUAACAACAGCAUCCCUCCAACAUUUGAUGGUGAAGAGGAGCCCUCACAAGGGCAGAAGGCUGAAGAACAAGAGCCAGAACUGACAUCAACUCCCAAUUUUGUGGUUGAAGUCACAAAGAGUGAUGGCAAGAAGACCCUUGUACUGGACUGUCACUAUCCUGAGGAUGAGAUUGGACAAGAAGAUGAGGCCGAGAGUGAUAUUUUCUCUAUCAAGGAGGUUAGCUUUCAAGCCACUGGUGACUCUGAAUGGAGGGAUACUAACUACACACUCAACACGGACUCCCUGGACUGGGCCUUGUAUGACCACCUGAUGGAUUUCCUUGCUGACCGCGGGGUGGACAACACUUUUGCAGAUGAGUUGGUGGAGCUCAGUACAGCCCUAGAGCACCAAGAAUAUAUCACCUUUCUCGAAGAUCUCAAAAGUUUUGUCAAGAGCCAGUAGAACUGUCAAGAGACUGAGGGCUUUAAUUUAAAUGGCAAGCUUUGGCCAGUGAACAAAAGCUACCUUGACAUCAGAAUUAUGCUUUGAAAUGGCUGUCAUCCUAAUACCAUGGGAGGAAGGAAGCAGGUUUGCAUUAUUGCUGCUACGCUUCCAACUGCUACUCAUUUGGGUGUUUUUCUCCUGUAUAAAUCUAUUGUUUGUAGGUUUUUGUAUAACAUAAUGAUGGACAAUAAAAUUGAUCUUAUCUCCUCCAAGAAGAAUCAGAUUCUUUUUCUUUUGCCCUGCAUCAGAACACCAAGAGCAGAGAUGUUUGAACAGUUUUAAUGUAAAAUAAGUUAUAUACAAGAGGCUUGUGCAUGCAGAGACCCUCUCAGAGGGAAUGAGUUGUCAGCCCAGCAGUGAAGUGUGAGGCCAGGAUGACUAGAGGAUCACAGCCCAAGUGUCACAAGCCUGGAUUAAACAGAAAACAAGUUAGUGUAAAUUACAUUCUAGCCAUGAACUAUUAGGUGAGCUGGUCUUAAACUCCUGGGCUCAAAUUAUCCUACCUCAGCUUCCCAAGCAGCAUACGUUGUCAUGCCUGCCUGCUUGCUCUUUAACUGCCCUUUCCAUCCUCUCCAGUACUUGGUCUGAAACUGACAUUUAAAAGAACUUGGUGCACACCUUUCAUCUCCAGCACUGGAGAGGAGGUAGGCACAUCUCUGAGUUUGAGGCCAGCCUGGCAUAUGUAGCAAGUUCCAGACCAGCCAGGGUAGACCACAUUUCCCCCAAAAAAGAAUUUAACAUGAGCUCUGCUACCAUUUGAAAUUCUACAAGGCUGAUGUGCCAUUUCUCUUCGUGUGUGUGUGUGUGUGUGUGUGUGUGUGUGUGUGUGUGUGUGUAGGCCUCAAGUUGACAGAUGUCUCCCUCAAUUGCUCUCUAUUGACCAAGGACUCCAGCUGAACCUGGAGUUCCUUGAUUGGCUAGUCUGUAGUCAGCUUGUCUCAAGCAUCUCCCUGCCUCUGGCCUCGUGAACUGGGGGAUUAUAGGUAGCCACCAUGCCUACAUGGCUUUUUUGUUUGUUUUGUUUUUCGAAACAAGGUUUUUCUGUGUAAUAGCCCUGGCUGUCCUAGAUCUCGCUCUGUAGACCAGGCUGGGCUCAAACUCACAGAGAUCCGCCUGCCUGGGAUUAAAGGCGUGCGCCACCACCGCCCGGCCCCUACAUGACUUUAUAUGGGUUCUGGGAUCCAAACUCAGUCAGGUCCUCAUGCUUGCAAAAGAGCCAUCUCAGCACUGCACUUGCUUUCUUUUUAUUUUAUUUUAUUGUUUUUAUUUUUCGAGACGGGGUUUCUCUGUGUAGCUUUGCGCCUUUCCUGGAUCUCGCUCUGUAGACCGGGCUGGCCUCGAACUCACAGAGAUCCUCCUGCCUCUGCCUCCCGAGUGCUGGGAUUAAAGGCGUGCACCACCACAGCCCGGCUUGCACUUAAACUUUCUAAGAAGGCAGAGGCUGAGGUCAUUUGGCCUGUGCCUCUUCAACUCUUCCACUUUAGUUCACUUGUAAAAACCCAUUAACGGCCGGGCGGUGGUGGCGCACGCCUUUAAUCCCAGCACUCGGGAGGCAGAGCCAGGCGGAUCUCUGUGAGUUCGAGGCCAGCCUGGGCUACCAAGUGAGUUCCAGGAAGGGUGCAAAGCUACACAGAGAAACCCUGUCUCGAAAAACCAAAAAAAAAAAAACCCAUUAACUACAUACAGUGGGUGUAAGAAAAACAAGUGGGAGAAAAAUAUUCCUUGUCUUCAAAAACAAAGACAAACAGGUCACUCCAGCAGUGUUAAGGGAAACCUGGUGUCAGGUACAGCUGGAGCCCAAAAGUACUGGACAAUUUUAUGUGUGGUUCAGGUUACUACUGAAUAUCUGGCACAUUGUAGCACUCAGUGACUCCAAAGUUCCCCUGUUUGGAACCUGGAAGCUAUAAUAUGUCAUAUAUACUAACACUGGUUCCCACAGCAAACUCAUUCCAUAUGCUUCAAUUCUUCGUGCGUGUGUGUGUGUGUGUGUGUGUGUGUGUGUGUGUGUGUACACACAAGCACACUAUAUGUUGUGGAAGACAAAAGACAAUUUGCAGGAACGUUUCUCUGCUUCUACCACAUGAGGUCCAAGGCUUGAACUCGGGUUGCCAGGCUUGGCAGCAAGUGCUCUUACCUACUGAGCCAUCCUGCCAGCCCAACAUCCGGUUUUGAGACAGGUUCUCACUAUGCAGUCGAGGCUGGCCUUAAACUCCCUGUUUCAGCCUCCCUAGUACAGGAUUACAGGUAAGUGCUACCACACCCUGCUGAUACUUUCUGUGAAGUAAAUCCCUCAAAAAAAAAAAA
Messenger RNA from Peromyscus californicus insignis, 3201 nucleotides. RefSeq names its product complement C1q binding protein (gene C1qbp). The record is from RefSeq and is a predicted model, not a curated record. Gene Ontology annotation, cellular component: mitochondrial matrix. Lineage: Eukaryota; Metazoa; Chordata; Mammalia; Rodentia; Cricetidae. The transcript is spliced from 6 exons. Gene Ontology annotation, biological process: cytosolic ribosome assembly. Bases 16 to 855 code for a protein of 279 amino acids.